Melitaea cinxia (Glanville fritillary) is the source of this 951-nucleotide messenger RNA. Its product is annotated as regulator of G-protein signaling loco. The transcript has 5 exons. Gene Ontology annotation, molecular function: GTPase activator activity. Gene Ontology annotation, biological process: signal transduction. The record is from RefSeq and is a predicted model, not a curated record. Bases 1 to 951 code for a protein of 316 amino acids. Lineage: Eukaryota; Metazoa; Arthropoda; Insecta; Lepidoptera; Nymphalidae.
AUGGCAGAGGCAUCUCGCGGAGGGCGCCUCGGAGCCCGUCAACGUGGAUGCAGCGGCGAGAAGGGCGGCUGCGUUGAGAUUACACCAAACACCGCCCCCACAAGAUCUGCGCAGAAGCAGAUCUUCAACGUGAUGAAGUUCGACAGCUACCCGCGCUUCCUGCGCUCCGGCGUGCACGCGGAGUGCGCGCGCGCCGACCUGCGCGGCCUGCCGCCGCCCUACGCGCCGCCCGACGCCAAGCUGAAGAAGUCGGCGUCGAACGCGUCGGAACGCCGUCGUAGCGGCUCUCUAUUGCCAUGGAAGGCGCGCGCCGCUUCCCGCGAUCGUAGCGCCGCCUCCACUCAAGAGGACACCGGCCUCACCGACGUUGUAAAAUCGAGUCAAACAGGCAACGGUUCCUGCUCGUUAUGUCGCGUGGUGUUACCAGAUGGAGCCACAUCUGUAGUGGGGGUGGAUGACGCGGUCACAGUGAAACGUCUAGUGGAUCGCCUUCUACAAAGAAGAAACCUACCUUGCAGUAGCUAUGAUGUCUUAGUACGGGCCACACCUGUAGACUGUGAGGCACCCUCCUCCGCCCUCGGAGGCAGAGAGGCCAGGGUUGAGAGACGAGUGGUCCUGAGGGUUCUGAUAGGGAACCGAGCGGUUCUUGUACGUUGUCGCCCAGCCAGACGUCUCCGACACAUCCUACGUCCAGUACUCCAGAGAUACUUGCCAGGGUCUGGAAACCACGCGGCUGUAUUAGCAGGAGCACCUCAACACCCCUCCACGACUUUAUCCCCUGGGAUGCAAUUACAUCCAGAUACAUUAGUUCAGGAUCUGGACGGAGCCAGGAUCAGGAUAGUGGAGACGUCGUCGGAGAUGGCCUUGGAGGUGGCUGAUGAUGAAGUCGAUUCUCUAAGUGAUGUGGCGCUGAGGCUGCAGGACGACUGUGAGGAUACACAGAAUUGGUAG